AUGAGAGUAGGCAAAGGUUGUGGUCGGUGUCGUCAUCGUCAUAUUCGCUGCGUGAUCCCUACGGGGGCCUCUGCCUGCGCCCCGUGUGCGCGCCUGGGCCGAGUGUGCCAUCUCGACCCGCGCUUUCAGUUCAAGGCUGUGCACCACAUCUAUCAGAAGAGCAAUGGCUCGUCUGCCCGCUUCGACUUGGUAUGGGAUGAGCAACAGGUCUGGGUGGAUGUUUUACAGCCUGUCACGUUCGUCAACGAGGCCUUCGAUGAGUGGGAAGGAGGAGAAUUCGUCUCUCAAAGCCACUCCCAGAUCGCAGGAAAUCCCCCAGAUACAAUCUUAUCGCCCAGUCAGCAACUAGAUACGCUGUCAGAAGUCACGACGGGGUUCAAGUCGUCACUCCAACACGUUUCCAUCCACCAUGGGCUAGAACUGGCUCCAACAAGUAGCCCACUGAUGCCCUAUCCCGAUGAAACGUUGAUGUUGUCGCUGCGAGAGGCAUCUCUGAUGAGAAAUUUCAUCCAGAAAAUUGCACCAUGGGCGGAUAUAUGUGACCCACAGUCGCACUUUAGCACCGUCGUGCCUCGGCGUGCAAUGAAAAUACCCAUGGUCUUCAAAGCAGUACUGGCACUCGCGGCGCGGCACGACGCCAUUUUAAAUAAAACAAGCGACUGGGAGGCCUCGUCCUAUCACGGGCAGUGCGUAGAGCUGCUUAUCACAGCACUCGACCGCCCUGAUCACACAUAUGACGAUGACUUGCUGGUGACGGUGGUGAUAUUGCGCAUCUACGAGGAGUUGGAAAACAAUACAGAUGAAAAGUUUCACCUUCUGGGAUCUAAUCGUCUCAUCAAUCUCAUGUCUCGCUCUGCCUCGUCGGGCGGGAUGGCCGAGGCUGUCAGCUGGCAGUUUUUGCGUCAGGCCAUCUACGCGUCCGUGGUACAGUAUCAACACUUCCAGCUGGACUUGCGCAAUUAUGAGCGGUCAUCCAUGUUUCUACGGGACGACGAUGCCGCAUUUGCGAACAUGAUCAUAUUCCAUUGCGCGCAUAUCAUCCAGUUGUGCCGAGACUUUCCCGAGCAGUCAGUCGAGGUAACUGCCUGGCACCGGGUUUCUGAAGCUGUAGACGAGUGGCAUGUAAAAAAGCCAAUUACCUGGCAGCCCAUUCGCUACCAGGCACCCGAUCUGGCUGCGAAUCGCCCCUUCCCUGAAAUGUGGAUGAUGUCGGCCCCUGCUGGUCUGUAUCUCACUCCAUCCUCCCCGAGAAUGGCUUUGACUGACGACGCUCUUUCAGUGGUGGGAAUGCAGUAUUACUAUGCGGCUCGCAUCUUCCUCACACUGACCGAUCCACAGUCCCUUCAAAUGAAUGACUAUGCAAGGGCUCGAUUCCGGCACCAAGCCGAGAGAACCAUUGCUGCGCACGUUGCGACCGUCAUCGGUCUCUCUUUAUCGAACGAAAGUGUGCAAAAUGCAUACUUUAUGGCCUGCCACCUCCUUCACCGCUAUGGCCACUGUUUGCGAGACCAAGCAGAACAAGAAGGAUCGCUGAAUUUUCUCGAUCGUGUCGAGAAUGUGCUGGGUUGGCGAACGGCAUGGAUCCGGCAAGAGUUGGGGAGGCAGUGGGCCGAAAUGGCGGUGGAUGUUUAG
Penicillium atrosanguineum is the source of this 1632-nucleotide messenger RNA. RefSeq names its product Zn(II)2Cys6 transcription factor. Lineage: Eukaryota; Fungi; Ascomycota; Eurotiomycetes; Eurotiales; Aspergillaceae. Bases 1 to 1632 code for a protein of 543 amino acids. Gene Ontology annotation, cellular component: nucleus. Gene Ontology annotation, biological process: positive regulation of transcription by RNA polymerase II. The transcript has 5 exons. Gene Ontology annotation, molecular function: transcription cis-regulatory region binding; DNA-binding transcription factor activity, RNA polymerase II-specific; zinc ion binding. The record is from RefSeq and is a predicted model, not a curated record.